GUAUAGCAUCAAACAUGGAGGAAUUGUUAUGGAUGUUCCUGGGCACUCCAGGACCUGCUAUUGAAAAACCCAAGCCUCUCAAAGAGGCUUGGAGGAUAAUUAAUUGGGGUGAUAGAGAAAAGGAACUCGGGUGGCUGAAUUUGUUCGCUCUGAAAAAGGACACCAAAAAGCAUCUUCGGAUUCUACUCUACGGCCCGGCUGGAAGUGGGAAAUCCAGUUUCAUUAAUUCUGUUGACAGUGUUUGUCAGAACAGGAUAACCUGUUCUGCGCCGGCCUUCUUCAAUGGCAUCUCCUUCACUGUCACGUACAAAACAUAUCAAAUUGAAAAAGAGGUGGAAGGCCAAUAUCACCCGUUCGUCUUCAACGACGUCAUGGGCUUGGAAAGCAAAGGAGGAGUCUGUGAGGAGGACAUCAAACACGCCAUGCAAGGACACCUGAAAGAGGGUUACAAGUUCAAUGCUGCAUCUGCAUUCUGUCCGUCCGAUGAACGCCUCAACAAGAAACCUGAUAUAAAUGACAAGGCAGACAUACUGGUCUGUGUUGUUAGGGCGGACACUGGUACUUUGCUGAAAAAUGAUACCCUGGCCAAGAUGAAACUCAUCACAGUAGCUGCCAGAGACUAUGGGAUUCCACAGAUGGCCAUUCUGACAGCAAUUGAUGAAGCCUGUCCACUCGUUAAAGAAAGCAUUCAAAAUGUCUACAAAAGCGAGCACAUUAAGAGGAUGAUGAAGCACCUCCAAAGUCAGCUGGGAAUUCCGUUAACCAACAUCUUUCCUGUGAAGAACUACCAUGAAGAAAUUGCCUUGAAUGCUGACAUUGAUAUGCUGAUACUAAGCGCAUUGAGACAAAUUAUUCAAAUUGCAAAAGACCAAGUAAAAAGGGCACAAAAAGAAGGAGUGGUCGAUUAAUGGAUUUCUAAUUAUCAUUCAAAUAUAUGGAUUAGGACGACUUUUAAAAUCUUUAGGAAGAAAUGCAUACAUUCACUUUUUCUUAAUCAAGUGUAGUGAUUUUAAUCGGAUAUUCACGGUGGCGCCACCACUUCCACCUUCACUGAGGUACCGUAGUUCCUAGUAAAGCCCCUUCCUCUUCAGAAAAAGUAAAAAUAUCAACAUGGCAGCGUGCGCUGAAAAAAGUGAGUGUGUAGUGUUUGCCUAAAGUCAUUGGCAACUAGUGUGGGAGAUGGUUUUUUUUUAUUCUGCUUUUAUUAAUCAGUUAUUCUUCAAAUAAAAUCAAAACUUAAAAAAUAUAUAUAUUUGUCAUUUAUAGAAUAAUAAAUUGGGUAACACUUUUUAAUAAGGUGCCAUAAUAAAUAGAAAACUAGUCAUUACCUAACCCUUUGUUAAUAUUUGUUAAUUGUUACUAAAAUAUCUAUAUGGCACAAGAUAAUAGUUUUUUUUCACUGAACACAGAGUGUCACUGGUUAGGGUUAGGGAUGUGUGUUAGUGUUAGGGCCAUGUGUUAUGGUUAGGGUUAGGGCCGUGUGUUAGGA
Messenger RNA from Gadus chalcogrammus (walleye pollock), 1489 nucleotides. RefSeq names its product interferon-induced protein 44-like. Lineage: Eukaryota; Metazoa; Chordata; Actinopteri; Gadiformes; Gadidae. Bases 15 to 908 code for a protein of 297 amino acids. The transcript has 8 exons. The record is from RefSeq and is a predicted model, not a curated record.